GGAGCGCGGGGGGAAGGAGGGCAGCGCGCGGCCGAGCGCCCCGUCCCCCGGUCCCAGCCGCGCCCGGAGGACACUCGGCGGACCGCGGGUAGGUGCGCGCCCAGCGCCGCUGCAACCCGGGGCUGCCGGCGGGGCCGGGCGGGCGGCGCGGGCGGGGGGCGGCUGUCAGCGCGGCCCCGCGCCUCGUGCCCGAAGUUGGGCGCAACUCGUCCCGCCCGUGCCCGGCGGCUGAGGCUGGGAAUCGGCGGCCCGGACGGGCGCGGAGCGGGGCGGGGGGAGCGAACCCCGAGCGUCGGGAAAGUUACGGGGUUCGUUCUGAGCCCGGAGCGCGCGGAGCCGUCUGUCGGGAGGAACGUGACCGGCUUUUCCCCGGGGAUGGCAUGCUGCGCGGCGCUGUACUUCGGUCAGGGGUAGAACCAAUGGGAAGCUGUGGGAUUUUGGGUAAUAAGUGUGGGAAUCUGCGAGAGGAGUAGGUCUAAGAGCGAUUUGUUUUCUUGCUGCUGAUGAAUAAUGGCCCCUAGCAUUUCUGUUUUUUUUUUUUUAUUAUUAUUAUUAUUUUUUUAUAAGCCAGCAGGCCAACGAAAUAGGCACGUGGGAGAUCUGUAGGCGUCCGACAUCGCAGCCAUCCGCACGGCAGCGGUGCGGUGGGGCGGGCGGGAGCGCCGGGCACGGGGGGAGCGCCGCUCCGGGGAGCGCCGCCGCGGGCGACCCCCGCGCAGCGCCAGGAAUACCCCGCGGUCGCGGUGAGAGGGGAAGAGGGAUCGCGCUGCAGAGACGCGUUGCGCUGCGUCUCCGUCAAAGAAUGGAGCACCGAGCUGAAGUCAGCCGGGAAAACGUGAAGUUUUAUUCCGGUUGUGCUGCUGGAAUAAAGUAAGGCGACGCGUCCCGGCUUCCCUCAUCCCCGUGCAAAGAAAGCUGGCAGCCCACAGCCCUGCCAAAGUGAAUCGCUUCAGGUUAGAAGGCAGCUUCUCUCACACGAGGGGCUGCACCGGGUUCUUCGCGGGCUUUAUCACCUGGAGCGCGUUUGAGAGCAGCUGCUUGCGCCCACUGCUGCUCUGUAUCCCCUCGGUCCCAGCCGGUGCUGAGAAGUGUGGCACUGCUGCGGAAGUGGACUCUUCGGCCUGAAAAUACAGUUCACAGCUGCGGAACCGGGAGCUUUCUGUUACUGUUAGCUAUCCCAUUUGACAAGGCCGUUCCCGGCUUUGCCUCAUGAGGCUUCCCAGCCGAGAUGGGAAAGGCUGGCGUGGAUUCGGUGCGUUCCGUGAAUGGGUAGCGUGGCUAUUUUGACAUAGUUCAAACUGGAGAGCCCGAUAAACACGUGGCCAUUAUGUGUGGAAACCCUGCAGCAGAGCCUUCCGGUUGAACGUAAACUGUUUUGGUUGAGAAUUACACUAGAAGGAGCACAAGACUUGAAAGCCACAAGUGUCUUUUGUAAACAGAUGGACGUUCGGGAUGCAUCUAUCGGCCGCCUCCAGUUAAUUCAGUUAACAUGUGUGUGCACAUGUAUCUCAUUUUGCCUGCUCUGUGUUUUUGUAAGGGGUGGAAGCUACGUGUGCUCUUGAGAAAGAAAAGCAGGCGAGUUCUGUCAGCAUCUGCUUGAGCUCCAGCUGUAGGGGCUCUUAAAGACUGCAGCUGUGCUGCUGUGAUCCCGUGGUAGCAGCUCGCUGCUGCCCUGCUAGGUGGGCAGGUACUUUGGUCGUGGGUUCAGAAAUGGUGAGAUCCAUUUCGGGUGGCGGUAUGAUGAGAAAACACAGGAGGGCUUAAACGUGCAUCUCGCUGUGCGCCUCUGCCCUGCGUGCUGCCUGCCAAAACCACUUAGGUGCGGCAGUACCGCUCAGCGCUGCAGUGCGCGCAGUGGGGCAGUUCCUUGGUGCUCAGGAGCAGCGGCGUUGUGUUACUCUUGGUGAAGAUACGCUGCUACGCUGUGGGAAGGUCUGUGAGCGGCGCAGCUAGCUGUCACCACACGAAGCACAGGAGGAGAUGGAGACUUGGCAUCUCUGAUGGCGCUGCUGUGUGCAACGCGUGUGCAGGAGCCCCGUCUCUGCCUGCUGCUCGUCCUUACCCUGGGGCGCGCGCUGCGAUGUUGGCAUACGGAUGUGCCGACAAACAGGGCGUUUGGUGAAAAGCAACAAUUCCAGAUUUAGGGGAAAGUAAAUGAACAGUCCUGCAGAUACAGCAGCCUGCUGUGGUAUUGCCGAAGCACUGCCGCGAUGCCGUUGUAGGCUUGUCAUAUUUGUUGACCAUGCUUUAAAUAUGAUUACUGCAAGGAGUUUUUCCCGUUAGCAAAGAAGAUUUUUCGCUGUUUUCUACGUAAGAAUCCUCUCCUGUUCUUUGAAGGGGCACAGCCCUGCUGCGCUGAAGGCAGUGGAAGCGCCGCCUGUGAAGGAGGCGGGCAGCGGGGCCUUAGGCUGCGGGGCCUUAGGCUGCGGGGCCUUAGGCCCUUGUGUGGCCUUGUGGAGUCUGUAAAGUCUCCUGUCCUGUAAACUCUUUUUCUUUUGUAAUUUCAGUUUCGCCGAUGCUCACGUUUAUUCAAGACAUUAGGGAUGGGCUAAUUAAUCGAGCAGGAUCCGUUAUCCAGAUCCAGGUCUGGUUUAGGCAGUGCACUGACGUAAGCCUGAAACGAGAAGACAAUCCUGUCUGGUUGCGCUGAAGCGCUGUGAGCUUCUGGGAGCAUUUUUCAUGGCGUGUUUAGUCCAGAUUAGGAAAACUUCCUUUCAGAUCCGUGACCGAACUGUGGGAAUUUAAAGCAAGAGCCGUUUCCGUUUGUGAAAUUUAACAGCAGAUAAGAAUAUUCAGGUCAAGCCCAAAGCACUGCAGCCACCUCCUACUUGUCGUUAUGAUGCAAUUACUCCUUCAUUGGCGUUUUGUGGAGAGUGGCGGCUGCAGAUAGAGUGGAUUUCAGAGUGCAUGUGUGCAGGCUGUUAAAGCAGCUCGACUUUGCGUGACGCUUGCUCUGGUGAUGGGCAUCUCGGAGAAGUGUAAGGCUGUCAUUCUUGCAGACCCUUUGCGUGUGUUUCUGGCCUCUUCAGGAACAUAGCGGACACAAGGCACGCACGCAGUACAUUCUGUAAAUGGAAAGUGCGUUGUCCAAACAAGUUUUUAUUGCUUGUAGAGUGCACAUCCUUUGUAGUUGCACACGUUUCCAGAUGAGGAGACUGUAAGCUUCGUGACAGCUUGAGGAGGGUCUCUAAUAUUUCUGACAGCUUUAUUUUCCGUCCACUUCAGCCUUUUCCUUUCUCUUUGAGCUGCAAACGUAGAUUGAGACUCAGGUAAUACAUAAGAGGAUCCUUUAAUGUUGGCUAUUUUCAGAGGCACAAAGGACAAUUACUUUCUCUUCCUACUAACCUCCUGCUGGCUUACUAGCUGCUUGGGAGGCUGGUGAUUUUAAGAAUGCCACUUACCCAGUGCAUCAAAUACCAAGUAAAUCUUUGCUCACCAAGAUUCCCGUUCCUACACCCCGUGGUAACACCAAAAAUUGAACUUGAGUGGCCCGGAGCGCCAGCUCCUACUGUGAUGACUCAUACGACCAUCAGCACUUUUUAGACUUAAAUUUGAUCUGUUGGCCCUGAGCAAUGCUGACAAUUGCCAGCUAAAAGACCCUUCAGAGAAUUGUCCUUUAACAGAAGUCUUUUUUUUUUUUUCCUUGUCCCAUUUCCUGUUGUUCUUUUAAAUAAAAAGAAAUCCUGGUGACAAAGCUAACGUGUAUUCUCUGAUUAUUGUUUUUCAAAAAAGAGUGUUUACCUACAUUUCGAGGAAAAGAAUUGCCUGAAAACUGUAGGUCAAAGUUAUUUUGACCUCUUCACUACUGCACAGCUUCCUCAAGCAAAAAAAAAGUCUCAUGCAGUUUAAAGUCAUACUUCUAUGCAUGUGUGCUCAAUCCUUGGAAUGGUUUUAGUGGAAAUACAGGGGGAAGCCUGUAUUGUGUGGAUGCUCUGGUAAUAGUCUGGUGAAGGCCACACUGAACACUUACACAUGCCUUUUUUCUUUUUUCAGUUGUGUGUCCUGCUCGAAACCGAGCAGACUGCACUGUGAUACUGCAAGUGUCACUGAUUGACAGCACACAACCCAAAUAAAACCGCAUCCCUUCAGGGAGGUGAUUUCCAUUCUGUACUCUACUACGCUUGAAAUGAGUCUAAAGGCUCUUGGAAGGCUCUUCAGUAGUAGGCUUAGGUUUGCUACCUAGUAUACAUGCCCCUACUGGUUUGUUCCCAGGGAAAUUGCUUAAGGUAUGAUAGACUAUUAGUAAAAUUAUUUUCCGCGUCUCCCUCUUAAUGUAAGUAAUUUUAAUGUAUUCAGUUUAAUUUAAAACUAGAUGUAAUUCUGAAUCUCAGUAACAGUGGAACGCGUGGGACAAAGUGAAGCUGCCUGCUCAUAGCAGAGCAGUGAUGGCUCUGCCUGCUUCGAGAAGUUGUUCUGUCAACAUCUUUGAGGAGUGGGGGCAAAAUUCAGUUUUACUCACGCUGCUUGGAAGCCUUGAGCUGCCUGUCAAACAGAUACAAAUAGGGUUUGUGGUUUCUAUAGGGGGUGACAGGUUCAAAUUCAACUGAGCGCCACGCUGGGUCUUUUGGCGGUCUGUCUAAACACAUAUUUGAUUAAACUGGUUCAAAUUCUAAACUAGGGCUGUGGUGUCAUGCUUUUACACUGCUAUAAAAUCUUCGUGUAUGAGUAAGCUUUCAGCUUCAUGAAGAGGGCUGGGGGACACAGUUGUAAUCCUCAACUAAGCAAUUAAAUACUUAAUAAGGAACUAAAAGUUAAUUUUAUAGUCUGUUUAAAAAAAAAAUAAGGCAAAAUAUGAGUUGCGGGGCUAAAGUUGUGUCUCUGGCCAGUGGACGGAAGAGCUGCUUCUCUCGGCCACAGCACCAUUUUCAUGUUACAGCUGACCUUGCAGGAGAUUAGGCCUAAUGGAACAGAUUUAUACGGAGAAAAAAUCAGAAACCAUUAGAAAUGAGAAGAAAAUUAGAAGUGGAAUAGUUUUCACAUGAUUUCAGAGCAGCCUGGAUUAAAAGCAGAUGCUGACUUCCGUAUUGAAAAACUAUUAAAAGCACAGAGAAACUACCUGUUCUGUAGCAGCCAUUCAUCCAGCAGCUCACACUGGUGGAGUCUCUCCUGCACCUGCUCUGUAGGGAGCUCGGGGACAGGAAGGUUCCAGGCAAGGACGACUGUUGUGGCCAUUCCGCGUGCCUUCUGUGCACGUACGGCCGGUACAAUACAAGUGUGUUUUCCCUGAAAUAGGAUCUUUCCUUAUGCCACGGUUUUAAAGAUGAGGCUUUGCAUGCCAAAAUAUAGGCAAAUGAAUAAAUGAUAAGAAAAAAUGAAAUACAUGCGUCAAUUACACUUCCAUGUAAUAAUAAAGUGGACGCAUCUGCUCUGAAGGAUAUGCAAAAUAGGUAUCUAAGUUUGUGGAGCCACAGGAAAGUGGGUGUGUUAAUGCAGUGUUCUGUUCCACGAUUCAAGUGUGGGAGAAGUUUGUGUUUUAUAUGAGAGAGAGCUCUUUUCUGUGCUUCUGAUUGAUUUUAUGUUUGCCAUUAUAUGCAGCUGGCCACCAGAAGCAGGGCAGUCUGAUUCUGAGCAAAACAAAUGACUUACUUGCUCUGAUUCCUGCGACCGAGCGUUUGCAUUGCGGCACCAUGGCGCGUUAAGUGCGUCGUGGUUGAGAUUAACAGAUUUGGGACAAUGAAUUAGUUCAGGUUUGCAAGCCAAGCAUAGAUUACUCAAUCGGUACUCACACGUGUAGGGAGAGUUUUGUAAUUCUCCCUGGAACCUGUUGCUGCCAUCGGCUUCGUGCCUUCUGCUGGUAGUUGGAAAUGGCAGAGCUGGAGCAGGAAUUACUGAAGUGCUCCUCAGCUCUUCUGUGGAACAGCUUCCAGCUGACACCUGGAAUGAGGCAUUCCUCUAGACGGGGUUGCCGUACGUAUGCAGUGGUGUGGAUGGCACGAUGGAAGUUUUGUUGGUGUAGAGGAAUAAUAUUAAUUCUCAUGAGACACUGCAAAGGAGUAAAUGCUGAUGAAUGCGUACACACACGUACACGUGAAUUUAGUGCGUGAGAGAGGCAACUGCCAGUUGUGAAAACCGAGGGCCUCUCUCCAUCAAGGCAGUGACUGACUAGGGGGAUGCUUGCCCUCUGUCAUUAAAAGCAAUUAGACCAAUGUCUCGCUUACUGUGAGACAGGGUAGCAAUGUCUCUGUUUCUACAAAAAGAAAUGGGGUAGGGGAAGAGUAAGACACAGCCUUACACCUUCUGUUGUGUUUUUCCCCGUUCUUUUAAUGACUGGUGCACUGUUCUGGUACAGAAAGUGGUUCCUAGUGAGAAGUAUCAAGCUGAAAUGAGGAGGAAAAUGGAGAAACCAAGAGACUCUGAUCCUUAAAAAUGUAGUGGAGGUUGAGGUGCUCCACUGCGGACAAAACAGCACGAAUACCAGCAGCAGUCUGGCACCUGAGCACCCCUGCAGUGCACACAAAUACAGCAUAAAGUAGUAGCAGUAAGAGGUUAUGACUGUUGCACGAUCGUGCAAAGAUUCAGGAAUUCAUACAGUAUUUUACUUUCUGCCUUCCUUGGUUUUAAACUGUGUUUUUAUGUAUAAGGAGGAAAAUUUUACCUGUAUAACCAUGCAGUUUCAUAUAAUUAAUUUUAUCACAACACUAAGUUUUGCUCCUUCUAAUCUUAAGGUGUUUGGAAAUGUCUCUGUCUUUCCAUUUCCCAUUUCUAAUUCACUCGGAAUAUUUGAAUUGGAGAGCUGUCUUAUAUGGCCCCAAUGAAGAACAGUAUGUGAGUCUAUACUUAACUUGAGGAAUAUGGCUUAGUUCAUUUGAACUCUGCAAAAUGUGAGUAUUUGCAUAAACGCAGUGGUUGGUUAGAAAACUCAGAUUUCAGUGCAGCCAGAAUCCUGUUUUGAAGGUAGCUUGGAUGGUUGGUACCCUGUUGACCUUCUGGGUGAUUGAGGUGCUGAAAUCAUUCAUAUGAAGGGAAAAAAGGGGAAAAAAAGUUUGUUUCCUAAGUUCUCCCUGCAUUCUUAAACAUUAACUGCCUGUUCUAAGAACCUGUGUGGACUGUGGGAAGUGUGUGUUAGAGAUGGCUCUUCAGAAGCUUCAGAGAGUGUAAAAUGGGUUUCAGUUCUGAGCAGUGAUACUGUGGGCAGGGAUGGGCUCCCCUAAUUCCUUGUACAGCAGAUCAGGUCAGCUGGGGUUUCAUCUAGCUAAUGAUGGAAAGCCUUCAGGGAUGGAGGUGCCACAGCCUCUCCAUGCAGCUUUUGGGUUGUUCCCAUGUGUUGUCUGUCUUUGAUUGCAUUUCAGUUUGUGUUAUGUUGCUGUUGAACACGUGUUUGUUUUUUAAUGCUUCUAGGCUUUUUUUCCCCCCGAUUCAGUACCAGGACAAUAAUAUGGAUACUUAUAAGGUACAUUAUAGAAAUUAGGACAUGGGAGGUAAGCGUUAUGGGCCUGGUUCUGUAUCUGCUGCCGUCAGAGCAGACUAUGUUGUUUGUUUUAGAUGGCUGAUGCUAAAACCCAGAGUUGGUGGCCCUUUGGAACGUACAUCCUCUUCAGCAUGUGUCCACAUGGGACCUCCAGAGGAGUGGAAGGAAGUUCAGCAAUCGGCCUUCUCUGGUGUUUAAUGGGCUUGGGAACACAGCUGUCUCAAAAAACCGGCUGUUUUGAAAAAACACCUUUUACAAAUCUGAGUAAAACAUUGGCGGUCUUGCUAUUAAUUUCCUUUAUCUAGAGGUAUAAGAUUUUGCCCUGGUUUUGCUAUUCAGAAAGCGUGGAGUCCGUUCAGUGUCUUAAUAGGUUUUGGUUCAGCCUGCUGUGUGGUUUCCCAUUUGGAGCUUAUGUUUCUUCCAGCUCUCUUCCCCUCUCCUGCUUGGGAGAGGAACAAGUGGGGUGUUUCUGUGGAGCUGCAGACUUUUUUUUUUAAUUGAAUGAAAUGCAUCACUUAAAGAAAAUGGGCAUGCGUGUGUGGGGGGAAAUGAAAGUAUGUUGGUUUUCUUUAUAAAAUAUCACCUGCAAAGUGCUUUUAAAUAAACCCCUAUAUAACCAUGUAUGGGGUUUUGUGUUUUUUUUUUUUUCCCUUGAAAGACACUAUCUCCUUCUUCUAAACAUUUGCACAGCAAAGUAAUGCAUUAUUGCAUUUUCAUAAAUAAUUGAAAAGCAACUUAAAAGAAAGUAGGCCAACAGAAAGGAAAAAAAAAAAAAGGAAAGUGUCUGUUUCAAAUUUGAGAGAAGAAAAAUAUGUAUCCUUCUUGAUAGCAAGUCAGUUAAAUGUUAUUAAAUCCCACUCUCCCACCCCAGCAUGACCAAAGACAAAUCUGACAAUUGACAGUUUCAUCUAAAAGAGAGGGAAAUGGGGGAAAAGGCUACAGAAUGUCGAGCUGGUUUUGUUUUCUUUUGUUGUUGUUGUUUUCUUGGUAAGAAGGGCAAUUGUGACCCCUUAUCAGUUUGCAAGUGACUGAGGAGCAAAUCUCUGGAGGUCUGCUUGUUGGAUUUUUAGUACAUUUCUCAAUGCUGUGCUGUAAUAAUGCAAGCUAUUUUAGAACUGUGCAUACGUUAGUGUUCUGGCGCGGCAUGAUACAAUAAUGUGUGAAAAAGCAUAAGAUCACACCUUGGUGAAACUUGCAGAUUUCCUGCAUAAUCCGACAGUGAGCUCUUGUCAGGUUUUGACUAUAUGUAAAGUGAGAAUAAAGUUUCCAGAAGCAAGCGCAGGCCUUGGAUGCAUUUCUAUGGCUGCUCAAGGAUUUUGGCCCUGACGUGGUUAUGAGUGUGCCUGACUUGAAGCACUCGAGUCUCGCUGUAGCCAACGGGCCUCCUUCUGUGCUUCAGAUUUGGCACACGCCUUCGGGCCUUUGCCGAAUGGGAGCCUCGUUUUUGCUAGUGCUGAGAAAGAUCAAAGAGCCAGUGUAAAUAAUUUCUUUAAAAAAAAAAAAAAAAAAACAAAAAAAACCUCACUCAGUUGCUUGGAGCUGUUUCCAAGUAACACAGCAGUGCAUUUUGUCUGGUGGCAGAACCAGGGGCUGUGUGUGGUAAGAACCCAAGGCCAGGCCUGCUCUCCUGGCUGUGUCUGAGGCAGGCAGGAGGCCGAACCUCCGCCAUCAGUAAUGGGCUUGCUGCAAGGCAAGGGCCAGGGCCUGCAUCCCAGCCUCGUUGUUGUGGCAGUUCCUGGCCGUUCAUUUAUGCUACAUCUGAAGGUAUGGACAUGUUGCAGGAGUUGCUGAGGCUCUGAGGCUUCUGUCUGGUGUGAGGCUUCACUAGGAGGUUGUAAUGGUAAUCCUUUGUAGCCUCGAGAUCACCACUGCCAGCAUUAAUAUGUUGCUGUGCAGCUUCUUAAAAUUAGAGCUUCUCAGUGAGUGCACCCUGAUCAGUUGAAUGGAGGCUGCAUGCAGCUGACUGUCGGUGUGUGCAUUCUCCCCCGCUUUCCUCCCAGAUUCACUCAGUCUCCUUUGCUUUUUUUUUAUAGCCAGCACGGCUGUGUUUUAAGUCACUGCCCACCAUUUCCAAACGGUGUGAUGCAUUUGUCAAGGAUCUGGAAUUUGGGAUACUUUGAUGUAACUCAGUGCAGGUUUUGUAGAAACACCUGACGUGUAUGUUUAGUUCUUAAACACCUUCUGUGCUUGAUUUAUCCUCACAGGUUGUCAAGGUAUUCAGAUGACCUGAAACUGAGGAAGUACGAGGGAGUUCAGCUGGCAAAAGUCCGACAUUGAGUCUGACUGCGUCUCAAAGUUUCUUUGCAGUGUUGAGCCCAGGCUGUGUAGGAAGUGAAGAAAACCUUCCUCACCUUCGCUAUUGUAUCCAAAAGGCUCUGAGCAACAUAUUUUUUUCCAGGUGAUGAGCAACCUAGUUAGCUCACAUUGUUUAGACCCAGUGCCAGUUCUCCUUUGUUGAAGGCACAGUGGGAAUUCGUAAUAACGUAUGGUUCUGAAGGCUGGAUUUCGGUGCAGUAGGCUUGCAAAUGUGUACCUUACUGGAUGUUUCCAAGGUCCUGUGUUGUUUGUGAUCACCAGAGAUGCGUGGAUCUUGAGGUCAAAGGUGUGGAGGAUGCUGACAAAGCGGUGUUGUUUUCUGUUGGGAAUUUCUUUCUCUUCGGCUGUCCCAGUGGGUUUCUUGUGAGUGUGAGGCCAGGCCUAUCUGUCUUAUAGAGGCUGAAAGACAGAUAGAUUUUUGGGCAUAAGACAAAGUCAUUUUGUUGACACAGAACAGUAUGCAUCACUGUUUGUGCUAUUACUGUUCUACAUUUUUGUAUUUGUAAGAACAGCAUAUUGAUGGCUGUGUGUUAAAACUCUGUCUUUUAGUGGCUUGUUUUCUUUCCGAAAAAGGAAGAAGACUACAUUCUUACUGAGAAAAAACCCGAAACGGUACUGGAACAAGUACAAGGGCUGUGUUCAUACAUGAUCAGAUUCGGGAAGAUUAGGGCACUGUGUAUAAAUUGCUUUCAUGUUCAUUGGGUUAGCAGCUGUCAAAUAAGUGAUUAUAGAUGUUGGCAAAGCUUUACUUUCUGUAAUCACUGUGAAACGGGGAUAGAAAUGUAGCAGAUGCCAUUUAAUAUGGACCAGCACCUAGGUUCUGUUUCUGGGUCUGGCUUUUUACAGCUUUGUGGCCAAAGUUCUGUAGUGUCUUUAAUUCCUUACUACCUAAAAGUGGAGGUAGUGGUUUCUUACUUUACAGGAGUUAUCUGAAGCUGUUUGUUAAAUAGCUUGAGAGCCUUUGACGAAAGGUAUGAAAUACAUGCAGUAGCAUUAAGGAUAAGAUUAAACAGAACAAUUGUGCUCUGUCUGAAGAUGAUUAUUACUCCCAUACAAGUGUUAACUCUGCAAGGAAUAACGUGAUCCGAGACUGUGCUGGGGCUUCGUGUUUUUAUUUGUUAAUUGACAAGGCUUUUGGAUACAUGGCACCAUACUUGCAGUCCUGUUGAGCAAAUGAAGCGUUGUGAUGCUAUUUUUUACAGCACAGGAGUCUUCGGUGACUCAUUUAGUGUUUGUAAUGCCUGUGACAGAUUAAAAAAAUGGAAUCAGUUACUCCCAGUGAGACGGAUGCACUCAGCCGGACCCUAUUUGAGAGUUACUUGCGGCGCUGUUAAGACCAAAGUACGCAUCUUCCCCUUCCCCCCCGAAAGAAUCCAGCUUAUCACGAAAUGUUUAUCAGAGCCAUAUAAACAUUUCUUGACUGCUGAAUUUUGAAGGGAAAUUCUUUUGGUCUAACAUAUGUAUUGCAAGCAAAACUCUUCGCAGCUUAGAAAAGAAAUAAUUAGCUUGGUUACAGCCCUACUUAUUACCAAGCAUGCCAGCAUCUGGCAAGGGUAGGGCGAUCUGGGAAUUCGCUGCUUGAAGCCAUGGAACAAAGUGUUCUGAUCCGACCCCAGCGAGCGAGUCCAGGACUUGAACUGGAAUCUUCAGGAGCAGAAAAGUCUUAAGUGUCUGGAAAAUUGGCCUGUUGAGUCACCACGCAGGCACUAAAACAAAACUAAUUUUAAGCAGGUCAGAGUUCAGUGAUUCCCUCUGGAAUCUAUUUUUUUUUUUUUCCCUUAAAAAAAAAAAAAGAGUCUCAUGUUUUAAGUGAAAAGGGUCAAAGUUGAUGCACUGCUACAAUUUUUGAAUGCUUUCCCUUAAGAACAGCCACCCAGGCUAGGAUUAGCAUGAAGGGCUGCUAGGCUGGCACUUCAGUGUCUGGGUUAAAAAUAUUUUAAAGCAGUAAAUGCAGUCAGAACAGAGAGAGAGAUCCCUGGGAGCCUUCCUGUUCAAAAAUGUGCGAGCUCAGGGCAGCAACUGCAAUGUAAUUUAGGACAGUAUAUGCUUCAUAGCUUUAGAGAAUAUUGCCUCUUGUUAAUGUUACAUUGGAGGACAGUGGGAUAGUGGUAAUUUUAGAGAGGCGGUGUUCCUGUUUGUUUUACAUCGAAAACUUCCGAAUAAAUAAAAAGAAGCAUGAAUUGAGGAAGAAAUGUAACUGCUGAAACCCAGCAAUGACUCCACUCUGAGCAGACUGUAGAAACAACAGGGGAAGGUGGGCAUACAAACGUUGUCGUGGGAAUGUGGCUUGGAAGGGAACUUAGCAGACAAAGGCGAAAUCAGGACAAGUAGAGGCUGAAUUGCGUCUGUCCCAGAGGAACCAUGAAUUAAGUCUCUGCAAUCAGUGACAGUUCUGACUUCGGAAACGGGCACGAGCUGGUUUUUCCAAGCGAUCGAGUUACCACAGUUUAAGAGAUUUUCAAAAGCAAUUGCAACAGCCUGAGAGCAUCCACACAGGAAGUUACAGCUCAGCUGGCGCAUGGCAAACCGUGAAGCUGCGCCUUCCUCUUGCUGAUGACCGGGUUCCUGUUUGAUCCUGUUUAUAAGCUUCCGAAGACUGAAAAUAAGCUCAACUCCUCUGCAUCGGUGUUGCAAGUAGAAGAGAAUAAAAAGAAGAGGAGCUGAGAAUUUAAACUGGGAGACUUGGCAGCUAAUUCAGAGGCAGAAGUUGUGUGAGCAGCCCCCUGGAAAGAGGAGCAAGUGCAGUUUGUGACAGAAUUGCGUGGAGAUGAUCCCAAGCUGAAAGCCAAAACAGGAUCUUCAUUUAAGUUCAUCAAGUGAUCUGGAAUUUUAUUCCAGCACCUAACACAGGAUGUCUUCCAAGCGACCAGCCUCUCCGUAUGGGGAAGCAGAUGGAGAGGUAGCCAUGGUGACAAGCAGACAGAAAGUGGGAGAAGAGGAGAGUGACGGGCUCCCAGCCUUUCACCUUCCCUUGCAUGUGAGUUUUCCCAACAAGCCUCACUCUGAGGAAUUUCAGCCAGUUUCUCUGCUGACGCAAGAGAACUGUGGCCAUAGGACUCCCACUUCUCAGCACAACACAAUGGAAGUUGAUGGCAAUAAAGCGAUGUCUUCAUUUGCCCCGCACAACUCAUCUACCUCACCCUUGAAGGCAGAAGAAGGUGGGCGUCAGAGUGGAGAAUCAUUGUCCAGCACAGCCCUGGGAACCCCUGAAAGGCGCAAAGGGAGCCUAGCGGAUGUUGUAGACACCCUUAAGCAAAGAAAAAUGGAAGAGCUCAUCAAAAAUGAACCAGAAGAAACUCCCAGUAUUGAAAAGCUACUAUCAAAGGACUGGAAAGACAAGCUUCUUGCCAUGGGAUCAGGGAACUUUGGAGAAAUAAAAGCAUUGUAUUUGGAGUGGGGAGAGAAGGAGGGUGAGAAAGUCAUAAGUGAAGGAGGGACUCCAGAAAGCCUCGCUGAGAAAGAAAGGCAGCUCAUGGGUAUGAUCAAUCAGCUGACCAGUUUGCGAGAACAGCUGCUAGCAGCUCACGAUGAACAGAAGAAACUGGCUGCCUCACAGAUCGAGAAGCAACGCCAGCAAAUGGAGCUGGCUAAGCAGCAACAGGAACAGAUUGCAAGACAACAGCAGCAGCUCCUGCAGCAGCAACACAAAAUUAACCUUCUUCAGCAACAGAUCCAGCAGGUCCAGGGUCAGCUGCCUCCAUUAAUGAUUCCCGUAUUCCCUCCAGACCAACGAACCCUAGCAGCAGCUGCUCAGCAAGGAUUCCUUCUUCCUCCUGGUUUCAGCUACAAAGCGGGAUGCAGUGACCCCUACCCUGUUCAGCUGAUCCCGACUACCAUGGCAGCUGCUGCCGCAGCAACACCAGGCCUAGGCCCGCUCCAACUGCAGCAGUUGUAUGCUGCCCAACUUGCUGCAAUGCAAGUAUCUCCAGGAGGCAAGAUACCUGGCAUAUCCCAGGGUAACCUUGGUGCUGCCGUAUCGCCUACCAGCAUCCACACAGACAAGAGCACAAACAGCCCUCCUCCCAAAAGCAAGGAUGAAGUGGCCCAGCCUCUGAACCUUUCAGCCAAACCCAAGACAUCUGAUGGCAAGUCUCCCACGUCACCCACCUCUCCUCAUAUGCCAACUCUGAGAAUAAAUAGUGGGACCAGUUCACUAAAAUCCUCUGUGCCAGCAACAUUAGCUAGUCCUUCGGCCAGAGCUAACACAAUAGAUAUCCUUUCUUCUAUCACGUCGUCAGGUUAUUUAAAUGACCAUGAUGCUGUUACCAAGGCAAUCCAGGAGGCUCGGCAGAUGAAGGAGCAACUUCGGAGGGAACAACAGGUGCUGGACGGGAAGGUGGCUGUUGUGAAUAGUCUGGGUCUCAAUAACUGCAGGACAGAAAAGGACAAAACGACACUGGAGACCCUGACUCAGCAACUGGCAGUAAAACAGAGUGAAGACGGGAAGUUUAGCCACGCAAUGAUGGAUUUCAACAUGAGUGGAGAUUCUGAUGGAAGUGCAGGAGUUUCAGAAUCAAGAAUUUAUCGGGAAUCCAGAGGGCGUGGCAGUAAUGAGCCUCAUAUCAAGCGCCCAAUGAAUGCAUUCAUGGUGUGGGCUAAAGAUGAACGGAGGAAGAUCCUUCAAGCCUUCCCUGACAUGCACAACUCCAAUAUCAGCAAGAUACUAGGAUCUCGCUGGAAAGCUAUGACAAACCUAGAGAAGCAGCCAUACUACGAGGAACAGGCCCGACUCAGCAAACAGCACCUGGAGAAGUACCCAGACUACAAAUACAAGCCAAGGCCGAAGCGUACCUGCCUUGUAGAUGGCAAAAAAUUACGCAUUGGCGAAUACAAGGCUAUCAUGCGCAACAGACGUCAGGAGAUGAGGCAGUAUUUUAAUGUUGGGCAACAAGCACAGAUUCCCAUUGCCACCGCAGGUGUUGUUUACCCAGGAGCCAUCGCCAUGGCAGGAAUGCCUUCCCCACAUCUGCCCUCAGAGCACUCAAGUGUGUCCAGCAGCCCCGAGCCCGGGAUGCCCGUCAUCCAGAGCACUUACGGCAUCAAAGGCGAGGAGCCCCAUAUCAAGGAAGAGAUGCAGACCGAUGACGUCAAUGGAGAAAUCUACGAUGAAUAUGAUGAGGAAGAGGAUGACCCCGAUGUGGACUAUGGCAGUGACAGUGAAAAUCACAUUGCGGGGCAAGCCAACUGAUCAGGGUCCAAAUACCACGUGACCUGCAGGACUUCAAGGAGAAAAGAAAAAAUAAAUAAAGCCCCAUCUGGUUUAUCCUUACCAGUGGCCAAGCACAUUAACUUUCUCAUACACUGACUGUUACUUUAACUGUUAGUCUUAACUAGUUGGGACAUCAGCUGACUAAUAGACAUCAGCCUGCAUCAGAAGAAAAAAGGCUCAGAAGAAAGGAAACAAAGACAACGACAACAACAACAGAAUAAUAUAAGCUAUGGGUAAAAUAAUGCCAGUAAUUCAGCUGCUAUACCCAAGCACUGAAGUCUUACCCGUCAACCUUUUAUUAUUAUUAUUUUUUUUUCAAAUAAACUUUAUGGCUGUUUGUUCUACAAUGUUCUAGAAAUUCUCACUCAGGUACACAGUGCCAACAAGUGGCUUGUGAAUGUGUUUUGUUGUUUUGUGCUACAGUUUAAAGAGAAAUAAUUUUUUUUUCUUUUUUUUUCUUUUUUUUUUCUUUUUUCUUUUCUUUUUUUUUUUUUGGUAAUGCACCUGACAGGAAAGAAGAAAAAGAUAAAAUUCCUUUUUCCCCUUCUGUCUCCUCCUUCUCCUCCUCCCUGGCACGUUUGGGUCUGAAGCGUGUGUGCGUGUGCGUGUGCGCGUGGCUGGCAAGGAAGGAAGUGGGGAGCCUGUUUCUGUUAACCCCAACAAGCAAUUAUUUCCUUUCAAGAGCGAACUUCUCUUCAUCAGUUGCACAUCAUACUGAGUCUUUGAGCAAGUGCCAAAUUUGUACUACAGCGCUGAACUAGUCCAAUUUGCUUAUUUUUUUGGUUGGUCUCUGUUUUUGUUUUUCUUUGGGUUUCCUUUCUCUUCCUGCUCUAUCUCAAUUUAGGACAGUGUUGUAUCUUAGACAAUCCCUUGAAGAACCUGAUAUACCAGCAGCUGGUGAGAUUAGAUUUAUAUUUUUGGUUUUGGUUUUGCUUUUUAAAGGAAACUGUAGGUGCCAUUCUCAGGUGAAAAGAGAGAGAGAGAGAGAGCAUAAGAAAUUUAGAGAAAAAAUAUUUUAUGAUCUUGGAUUUUCAUGUGUGCGUGUUUAUGGUACUAAUAAGAAUAAUAUUGGACUAUUGUGAGCAAAAAGCAUGUUCCAGAAUGAAAUCCCGCACCCUCCAAAGGACUUGGUCUGCAAGGAGCUUUUGCUUUUCAUUUACACUUCAAGUGGCAGCAUAUAGGACAUUAACAAAAAGAUUGCUCAAAAUAGGGUUUGUUCAACACAUGACAGGGCAGCUGGAGAUGUUAACGUCUCACUGAGUGUAAUUAGGCUACCGUGAUGUCCAGUGUUAAUGAACUUGUACCUACAGGGCUGCUGAGCACUGAUCUCUGAUUCAAAAGGCAAUUGUGUUGUGUUUUUGGUUUUUUUAACUGGCAUUUUUUUUCUCCUUUGCACUUGCAGAAAUCCAUUUUUAUCAGUGGGAUGUUUUUGUAGGAAGAAAGAGUAAUAGAUACAAAGAGAUUUUUGCUUUCAAAGUCAAGAAUAGAGAACUCAAACCUUUAUGGUGCUGAGUUGCCCUAGAUGCUGCCUCUCACAGGUGAAAAAUUGUCUCCCAGGCUGUGUUCCUUCCAGCGUUGUCCUAGGACCCCUAGGUACGUUGUUGUGCAGUUUUGCCUUCCUUGGGAACAGCAGCCAGGGUGAAGUAGGUGGAUUUACGCAAGUGUAAUGCUGAGCAUAUGUUAGCCUGUUGUAAUUUCAACAAGGUAACUGAGUAUUAUGCUUUAUUUUGGAAGAAAGGCAUAAAUACAAGUGAGUUACAGAAUCUCUUUUCAUCUCCGCACUUUCAUCUUCCACUAGAAAGAGAACACCCAUGUUCAUGUAGCAAAACAGAAGCAUUAGAUCUAAACCAAUCAACCAACCAAAAAGGCUACCUCUGGUUUCAAGCAACAGCUGUCCAGUAGAUCUGCAAAGUCCCAGGGUCAUACAGACUAAAAGAGCCUUCUUCUGGGUCAGUUUUAUAAUUCCACCUUCAUAUUGCUCACUGGUAAAUCUCUGCUGCCAGAGAGGCUCAUUGCCAGCAUUCCCUUAGCCUUGUGGAAAUAGCCUUGUGAAUCUUUGUACCAGCCAGAUCUCAGCCCGAGGGUCUGCCAGAACCAGCACGUUCAGCACUUGGUAAUGCUAAUUUUGCAAACUUACCUUCAUGACGUAAAUUUAGGCAUCAUGGUAACAGCCAUUUAAUCCACAUACAGGGCAGAAGGGGCAGGCAGCAGGAGGGGUUGGGGAGGAGGACGUGGGGUCUUUUCUGCUGGAUCACCACUUGAAGUGUAACUUGACCUGUGCAGACCUUGCGCAAAGCAAACAAGCAAAUGCCAUUGAAGAGUAGGACAAUACUCCAACAAGCAGUCUGGAUGUGUGAUACUUCUACCCGGAGACAUCUGUUUUGUUUUUCUCCUUGUUUUCCCUUUUUGAUGUCCACCUCUGCCUCACAAAAAUUCUUUUCUAUUUUCUCUCUCUCAGAAGAUUUGCUCUGAAGUUAUGCUUGGAGUAGCUGAUCAUAUCCUCCAUGUCAGAGAGGGUUCUUUUUGUUUGUGACUGUGUUUUUUGUUUGUUUGUUUGUUUUUGUUUUUUGGGUUUUUUUUUCAGUUAAACUGCCUCUUCUUGCUAGUGUUGUUAUGGUAAUUAUAAUAAUAAUAAUAAUGGUCAGCUGUUCCCAGAUUAGUAAAUUAUGUAUAAUUUAUUUUAUUCCCCCCCCUCCUUUUUUAACUUUAUUUUAUUCUGUUCUAAUUUGGCAGUGCAGCAAAUGAAGCUGUUAGGCUAUUUAAAAUUGAUACCCCUCCCCACCUUGCCUUUUUAUAUAUAUAUAAAUAUAUAUAUAUACAUAUGGAAACAAAUAGCUUCUUCUUCUGCUCACACCAUUCCUCUUUCUGUUAUUUUAAUUUUGGCCCCAGCCAUGUCAACUUCUGAUGUUUAUUAUGAUGGAGUGAAUUAAUGGGAGUGUUGUUUUCAAUCUUAAUUAACUUCUGCUCUCUCAUCACUCAUUUUAGUUAUUUAAUUACACCAGUCAUCUAGAGCCAAUUUUUUUGAAGCACUCUGUUUAGAUAAGAAGUAAAAAAAAAAUAAAAAAAAAAUAGGCAAUUGUUUUUAUAUCAUUAUUAUGUACAAUGUGAAAACAGAUAUUUGCUCCUUUUUUUUCUUUCUUUCUUUUUUUUUUUUUUUUUUUUACUUUUAAAUUUGUUCCCUGUCUUUGUGAACAAAUUACUUCUGACUCUUGUGGGUUCACCUCACAUUUGCUGGAUGCUUAAUUUCCACCAUGUUAUAGAGACUCUCUGGUUUAAUGGUGUAACGUUGGGCUACCAGAAUACUUUGUUUUAGCUCCAGGUAGGUGCCACUGCAGCAAGCAUGAUUGGAGCAAGCCUUGGAUGUGUGGGCUAGAAAGCCAGCCUCGGUGAAGUCGAUGGGACAAAGGUCCCUUCACUUCAGCCGGGCUAAAUUUCAGCCCCGGCCUAUGGGCAGUGCUGCAGGAGAUGCUCUGGAGAUGCUCUGGAGGUGGCCCCAUCUCGGUCUGGUGCUGGAGCAAGGCUGGUGUCAGGGCAGCAGAAUAAGUUCUGUGCUCGCUGCUCACCAUGUAGGCCUGGGCUAAGUCUCAGGCCAAUGCUGGGUUUGUCAUCUGCACAUUUCUGUCUGAGGGACUGUGCUGGAGCCUGCGUUUGGUCAGGUUUGUUGAAGGGGUAGCUGGAGUGAACUGUCUGCCACCUGCGUUUCGAUACUGAACCUGAUGCAGCAAUGAUAAAAUGAAAAAAAAGAAAAAAAGAAAAAAAAAAAAAAAAGGCUCUGGGGUCCCAAACCAGCAAAACACUUGUGCCUGUGCUAAGGUUUUGUUGGGCCAAAGUAUGAGCACCCAUCUGUCCUUCAAGUAGAAGACCAGAUUUGAAGACGAGGCCCUGUUUGUCCCUCUUUCAUUUCUCAGAAAAACAAACCAACAAAAAAAGCAGAACGCGUAAAAAUAGAUCUUCUUGUCUUGUUUCUUUCUUUCUUUUUUUUUUUUUUCCUGGGUUCUGUGCCCUAGAGCAUGUAGGCAAACCAGGUUAGAAGAGGUUAGGCUUGUAUUAACCUACAAGCGCGUGGAGGCCAGUGCGGCGUGGCGGCCUCGCUCUCCUCUGACAUUGGGGAGCCUCUUGCGUCAGUGCGCUCGGUAGCUUAGAGAAGAACAAUACCAGCAGUGGGGAAAAGGGGAAAAGAAGAGAAAAACUGAGACACUUGCUUCUAAGCUCAAUUAAAUAACACAGAGUAUAUCCUUUUUCAAUUUAUUCAUGCCUUAUAUUAGUAAAAUAGGAUUUUUAAGUGCAUUUAACAUCUUUAUUUAACCGUUCCGCUGUAUUAAUCAGGCCCCCAGAAAAGAACACUGGCUAUUAUUAUAGCAUUUAAUUAGUUUUGUAACCAAAUCCUCUUAUUACAAAUGCAUAUGGAAGAAAUUCUUUCUUCGAAUACAUUAUUUCAAAGAUUUGGUUACUGCAGUAGACUCUCUCUUUAAUUAAAUCAUUUUUUAGAAAGUAAAUUGUCUUUAACCUUUUUACAGCACAUUUUCAGAGCUUUUUCUUUUUAAUCCAAAGAGAUGAGCUGUUAUUGUCCCCGAAGAAGCCUCUGACAUCACGUUUGUAACAUCAAAAAUAAUUAUACUCCGUGGAAACGUAGACCUUACUUAGCAAGAAUUCAUCUGCUAGAAUGAAUGGCAACUAUAUAAUAUCCUGUGCAUUUAAGGGCAUGAUUUAUCAGAUAGGAAGUAUUUUUGUCUGCCCAUUUCUUGGUAGAAUCAUAUCUUCAAUUUUGCAAAGAAAUGUGUGUAAUUCACUGGAUGUGGAUUCAAGUGUAUCCUCAAUUCACAGGGCAUGGGCUGGAUGUUUAGCUUGGUUUAUAUUUACAUUUUUUCAACUUUAUCUUAACUUGUCAGUUUCCCAGAUUGAAGAACAUGUCAAGUUCAUUUUUUUCUACUGACUGAUUUCUCUACUCCCCAGUGUUUUUGCCACUGGUUUGCUGAAACAGUAUUUAUAUAGCUCCGUUGGCUCUAAAGCUCCUACUCCUUUAAUGUUUUGGAUUUUACAAGUGAAAUGAAAAUAGAAAAGAAAUAGAGACAAUCAAAUGCCUGGAGCUUAAAACAAAGUAUGCGCAACCUACCAUCUCACUUGAAAUUUAAUAAAAGAAAUAAUUAUGUAAAUAUAACAUAGAGUUAUAGAUUUAUAUUUUGUUCAUAACACAUAGUGUAAUAUAAGUUGUAUAUUUUCAUGUUUUGGUUUUAUGUUAUCAUUCAUGCCACAAUAAAUGAAAAAAACAGGAGUUGAUGUACUCUUUAAAAAAAUACAAUAUGUGGGUUGCCACCAUCCUGGGUUUUUGGUUUUUUUUUGUUUUGGUUUUGUUUUUUUGGUUUUUGUUUCUUUUGCAUUCCCCUUUUUCAGUAUUAUUGCCCUGCAAGGCACCAAUAAAACAGCAAAUGUGUUCUUUACCUA
Messenger RNA from Gallus gallus (chicken), 20375 nucleotides. RefSeq names its product SRY-box 5 (gene SOX5). Bases 12576 to 14912 code for a protein of 778 amino acids. Gene Ontology annotation, molecular function: RNA polymerase II cis-regulatory region sequence-specific DNA binding; DNA-binding transcription factor activity, RNA polymerase II-specific. Gene Ontology annotation, cellular component: nucleus. The record is from RefSeq and is a predicted model, not a curated record. Gene Ontology annotation, biological process: cell fate commitment; regulation of transcription by RNA polymerase II; positive regulation of chondrocyte differentiation. NCBI's taxonomy places the organism in Eukaryota, Metazoa, Chordata, Aves, Galliformes, Phasianidae. The transcript has 20 exons.